Messenger RNA from Clonostachys solani, 312 nucleotides. The record is from the annotation of a GenBank genome assembly. Lineage: Eukaryota; Fungi; Ascomycota; Sordariomycetes; Hypocreales; Bionectriaceae.
AUGCAGCCCUUGAUUAUUCUAUGCCUCGUACUUGGCUGGUUGGGAUCCCAAGUACUGGCUGCUAAUGUUCUACGCAUCUUUGAGAGGCCCUUUUUCCAUGGGCAUCGUGCCUCUGUGUCGAAGGAUCAGUGCAAGGAUCUCAGCGAGUUCACAUUGGGCGUUCAGUCGCUGAAGCUGCCGGAUGAGGAAGGAAUCGCAUGCUAUUUCUACGGCGAGCCUGGAUGCUCUGGUGCGCCCUAUCGAGCAUACUCCACAAGUCGACAGGACAUACAGGAAUAUGCCGGCUCUCUAUUGUGCGUCACUUCAACAUAG